Molecule: messenger RNA, 1889 nt
Organism: Halteromyces radiatus
Lineage: Eukaryota; Fungi; Mucoromycota; Mucoromycetes; Mucorales; Cunninghamellaceae
Product: kinase-like domain-containing protein
Exons: 7
Coding region: 148-1785 (545 amino acids)
Biological process (GO): protein phosphorylation
Molecular function (GO): ATP binding; protein serine/threonine kinase activity
Source: RefSeq, a predicted model, not a curated record
CUUUCUCCUCCCCCCUUUUUUUUUAUUAACCCAUUUCUUUCUUUCACCUUUUUCUUUUUCUUUUUUUUUUUUUUCUCUCUCUCUCUUUCACGGACACAUUCUCACAUACUCAAUAACCUCUUUCUAGUUUCGGUCUAUUUUGAAAUCAUGAACUCUUGGAAACUAACUGGGAAAAAAAGUAAAGAAGUAUCACCUCCACUUCCUCAAACUUCAACAUCUAUUACUACACAACAACAACAACAACCUUCAUCUUCAUCAUCUACUAAUCAUGAACCCAAGUCUGGUGUGUUACUUAUUCGUGUAUGUGAAGCUAGAGGAAUUUCUCUACCUGCUGGUGUUUCUCCUCCUCCUUCCAAUCUUCAACCUGUUCAACCUCGUAGUAACCGAGAUUCUUUUAACAGAAAACAAAAUUGGUGGUUACCUUAUGUAGUGUUGGAAUUCGACAAGAAUGAAAUUCUUAUUGAUGCUCUUGGUGGUGAUACAAACAAUCCUAUUUACCAGUAUCGUGCAAACUUUGAUGUCUCUCGAAAUUCGGAUGUUUCCAUAUCUAUUUAUUUACGUCCUCCACCUACUACUCAAGGAACUAUACCUGCCAAGACCAACAAUGAUCAUUUUCUUGGCGCUGUCAAGGUUCAACCCAAUUUCGAUAAUAAUAAAUUGGAUGAUCAAGUUCUGAAUAUUACUGGUGGUACUGGUGCUAUGCAUAUUCAAUUAUGUUAUAAACCACAACAGCAAAAUCAACCCAUUGCUUUUGAUUCUUUUGAUCUUUUACGUGUUAUUGGUAGGGGAAGUUUUGGAAAAGUAUAUGUUGUACGUAAAAAGGAUACCAAUCGGAUAUAUGCUAUGAAAGUGUUACGCAAAUCUCGUAUUAUCUCAAGAUCUGAAGUGACUCAUACUAUGGCUGAAAAGACUGUGUUAGCCAAGGUUCGAAAUCCAUUUAUUGUACCUUUGAAAUUUGCUUUUCAAAGUCCAGAUAAAUUAUAUUUGGUACUUGCUUUUAUCAAUGGCGGUGAACUUUUCCAUCAUUUACAAUUGGAAGGUAGAUUUACUGAAGAAAGAUCAAGGUUCUAUACUGCUGAAUUGUUAUGUGCAUUGGAAUGUUUACAUGACUUUAAUGUGGUUUACAGGGAUCUUAAACCAGAAAACAUUUUGAUCGAUUAUAAUGGACAUAUUGCUUUAUGUGAUUUUGGAUUAUGUAAACUCAACAUGACGGAAAAGGAACGCACCAAUACAUUCUGUGGUACACCUGAAUACUUGGCUCCUGAACUUUUACUUGGUCAAGGUUAUACAAAGAAUGUGGAUUGGUGGACUCUGGGUGUACUUUUAUAUGAAAUGAUGACAGGUUUACCUCCAUUUUAUGAUGAGAAUACCAAUGAAAUGUAUCGCAAGAUUUUACAAGAUGAAUUAAGAUUCCCUGAAGAUAUGUCUGCAGAUGCUCAACAUUUAUUAACUGGCCUUUUGACGAGGGAUCCAAAUGAACGAUUAGGAUGUGAUGGACCAGAAAUGAUCAAGAAUCAUCCAUUCUUUGCAAGUAUUGAUUGGCGAAAAUUGAUGCAAAAGAAAGUACAACCUCCAUUCAAACCUUUAGUGGAAAAUGCAUAUGAUACAACCAACUUUGAUGAUGAAUUUACGUCUGAAGCUCCUUUGGAAUCUUUGGUGGAUGAAUCUCAUAUCUCAAAAACAAUGCAAGAACAAUUCGCUGGUUUUACAUAUAAUCCUGCAAAUGAUGGUAUCAUGAGUGAAAGUUACAAUGGUUCCGUACCUAAUAGUGGACAAAAAUGGUGAUUGAUUGGCUGAUUAUAUAUUGAUGGAUAGAUAUAUUAUUAUUAUUAUUAUUUAUUAUUUUGAAACUGAUUAGUACAAUAAAUCUUUUUUUUUUAUUAUUAUAA